AUGGAUGUUAUUCACAAGCCUAUUACCCCGAUCAGCAUCCGCAAGGCCCACGAUGACGGUCUGAAUCCAAGCACCACGGUUCUCCCGGCUGGCUACCGUAAAGGAGAUGGCUGUCGCCCUCUACAAGUUGAUACCAUUUGGGAGCGAGACAUCUCGAUCCCACUGCGGGAUGGCACGAAACUGCGGGCAGAUAUCUUUAGACCGCAGCAGACUACGGGGGAAAUACCGAUUCUACUUGUCUGGGGCCCGUACGGGAAGACAGGGACUGGGAUGUUCAGUCUGGAUAUGAUUCAGGGACGUGUCGGUGUCCCAGUAGAUCGACUCAGCGGAUUUGAAUCCUUCGAAGGGCCCGAUCCAGCGGAGUGGAAUGCACAUGGAUAUGCCGUCGCGCAGGUGGAUGCGAGAGGGAUUUUCCACUCAGAGGGUGACCACAGAUGGCACGGAACCGCCGAAGGGCGUGACGGGUAUGACACGGUCGAGUAUCUCGGCGCACUGGACUGGAGUAAUGGGUGUGUUGCUUUGAUUGGCAACUCAUGGCUUGCCACGGCGCAGUGGUUCAUCGCUGCUGAACGUCCCCCUCACCUCUCCUGCAUACUGCCGCUGGAAGGGUUAAGUGAUGUUUACCGCGAAUCCCUGUGCCGUGGCGGAGUGCCAUAUACUCCGUUCUGGGAGUUUCUGCGGGAUAACGGGUUAUAUGGGAAAAACAGGCAGGAAGAUGUUAUCGCUAUGAUCCGCAAGUAUCCGCUCAUGAAUGAAUAUUGGGAGGAUAAGCGGGCUAAAGCACACCUUAUACAAGCGCCUGCUUAUAUUCUCGCGAGUAUGUCGACAGGAUUGCACACCUCUCCCUUGAUAAAUAUCCCAUUCUCAAGCUGGCCGCCUCCCACCACCACGUACGACAAGUAUUAUCUGUCUGCCGGCAGCCGACUUACACAACAGCCAGCAGACGUGAUCUCCGGCUCGGUAUCCUACCAGAGCGACACACCAGCCUCGCAGGUCGACAAUGACCCGGAAGAGGCCACGUUCAGUUUCACAUUCUGCGAAAGAAAAACCAUAGUCGGUGCCUCGAAGGCAGUCCUCUACAUGUCCUGCCCAGACCACAAUGACCUCGAUGUAUUCGUCCAGCUACGCAAGGUUGACCGCCGCGGGAAAAUCCUCCGCAAUAUCAAUAUCCCCCUGCAGCAGCUGGGGCUGGCAUCCGAGCAGGAGGUGGAGAGUAUAAAUACGCUCAAGUACCUGGGCCCUACGGGUGUACUGAGGGCGAGUCACCGUGCCCUGGACGAUAGGCUGUCAAAGCCGCAUUGGCCUGCGCAUGACCAUUCUCGGAUCUCGCCUGUCCCACUGGGCUCCGUAGUCAAGCUGGAGAUCGGCUUGUGGCCAGCGGCUAUUCAGUUUGACGCUGGUGAGGCUCUUAUGAUGAAGAUUGCAGGGCACCAUAUGACGCUCGCCGAGUUCGUGCCGCUUCGGGGGCGGUUUACAACGGGUAAUAAAGGGAGGCACCAGGUGUAUUUUGGGGAUUUUGCCAGCCACCUUCUGAUUCCUACGGUUGCUCUUUGA
Aspergillus versicolor CBS 583.65 is the source of this 1554-nucleotide messenger RNA. RefSeq lists its product as uncharacterized. The record is from RefSeq and is a predicted model, not a curated record. The transcript has 5 exons. The coding region runs from base 1 to 1554 and encodes 517 amino acids. Gene Ontology annotation, molecular function: dipeptidyl-peptidase activity. Lineage: Eukaryota; Fungi; Ascomycota; Eurotiomycetes; Eurotiales; Aspergillaceae.